UCUUUGACGUCAUCGUGCUCAGCUGACUGAAGCUGCAGCUCAAAAACACUCAACUCUGGAGUGAAAUGUGACUGUUCUGUCGUUUUUCAGGCUUGCAACGACAAAGCUUUGCUCUCCAUAUAGUCACGUGGUCUGUAUGAGGCAUGUUGGGCUGAAGUUGAACCCAGUAGUUUACGUUAAUGUCAUUUUUAUAGCCGUUUUGAGUUAGCGUGAGCUGCCAUGCUCUGUCACAGACAUGAAGUGGAAAACUUUUACUCUGUUUGCUUUACUCCUCAACAUAACCGACACUUCAACAACUUCACAUGUCAUCACUGUUGAUGUGGAGAGACCAGUGGGAGACCUUAAACACUUCUGGAGAAGCACUGGUUUCUGCCCACCACUCCCUCACACGCAGGCUGACCAGUAUGACUUGAGCGCUGACCAGCAGCUGAACAUGGCUUAUGUGGGCUCAGUCCCUCAUGGAGGGAUCCAGCAGGUCAGGAUACACUGGAUGUUGGAGCUGGUCACUGCACAAGAUAUUGGAGGACAAACCCAGUACAACUUCACUAAACUCGACCAGCUGAUUGAUCUCUUGUGGAUCAAUGGACUUCAACCAGGUUUUGAACUAAUGGGCAGUGUCUCCAACUACUUCACUGACUUGGAGGACAAAUCACAAGUGUUCGAGUGGAGGAAUCUGAUUUAUCUUAUAGCUAAGAGGUACAUCGAUAAGUAUGGCCUGGGACCUGUUUCUCAGUGGAACUUUGAAACAUGGAACGAGCCAAAUAACCAUGACUUUGAUAAUGUCUCUGUAUCAAUACAAGGCUUUUUAAACUACUACGAUGCCUGUUCGGAGGGUCUGCAUGCUGCCAGUGGUCUCCUGAGGUUUGGGGGUCCAGGAGACUCCUGUCACUCCUCCCCUCACUCACCGUACUGCUGGGCCAUGCUGCAGCACUGCUACAACGGCACCAACUACUUCACAGGAGAGACAGGGAUCAGGAUCGAUUACAUCGCCCUGCACAAGAAGGGAGGAGGUUACUCCUUGCCCAUCCUCCAACAGGAGGUGCAGACAGUGAAGGAGAUCCAGGAGCGUUUCCCUCGGUUCAGCAGCCUCCCUGUUUACAACGACGAGGCCGAUCCUCUGGUGGGCUGGUCCAGGCCUCAGGAGUGGAGGGCAGAUGUAACCUAUGCUGCGAUGGUGGUGAAGGUCAUACACCAGCACCAGGAGCUUCUGCUCUCUGACCCCAACAGCAGCAUCAACUACACCCUGCUGAGCAACGACAACGCCUUCCUCAGCUACCACCCACACCAAUUCACCCAGCGCACCCUGACUGCCCGCUUCCAGGUCAACAACACCCAACCACCUCACGUGCAGCUGAUCAGGAAGCCUGUCCUCACUGUUAUGGGCCUGCUGGCUCUGCUAGGGGAGACUCAGGUCUUGGCUCAGGUUCAGAGCUCAUCAGGAACAAACGGCAGCACAGUGGGCGUUCUUGCCAGCAGCCAUAGUCCUCUAAAACCUGGGAACUCAGACAGCUGGCAGACAGCCGUGCUAGUUUACAACAGUGACGACAACAGCUCCUCCACCAACACUGAUGAUGUCACUGUGUCACUGAGAGGACUGGCUGCACAGAAGGGUCUUGUGUAUGUCACAUAUUAUAUGGACAACAAUGUAAGCAACCCAUACCAGCUGUGGCAGAGCAUGAGUAGCCCUGACUUCCCCACAGCACAGCAGUUCAGACGCAUCAGGAGUGUUCAGGACCCUCAUGUUGAUGGACCCUGGAAGGUUCCUGCAGGAGACACUCUGACUCUGAAAGCCAAACUUUCCGUGCCCUCAGUCCUCCUCAUUCAUGUUUGUGCCAAGCCCAAAGCCAUGCCCGACCAGGUCAAUGGAUUACGCUUCACCAGGCUCACUAAAGGUCAAGUCCUGAUCACCUGGUCAGACCACUGUGUUGAUUCCAAAUGCAUUAAGACAUUUGAAGUCGAAUUCUCCACAGACCACAAAGACUUCAGCAGAAUCAAUACUCUGGAUACCAUUUUUACUUCUUAUGUUUUUUCACCUGUGGAUCAGGAGGUCGGAGGUGUGUACAGAGUCCGAGCUGUAGACUACUGGGGAAGACCAGGGCCAUACUCGCUGCCAGAGAGGUAUUCAGAGGAGCUCUAGACCAAGGCCAAGAGAUGCAGGAUGUCGACCCACAUCAAGUGUCUUAAUAGUUUUGUACAAUGUAAAUACAUUUGACAGCAAAUACUGUGCUGCUGCUGCUGAUGAUGAUGAUGAGUACAUGUGUGAUCAGUCAUUAACUGAACACACAGCUACAGAGAUGGUUACAAUCAGAACAGCGUAUAUUAUAGUUUGAUUUAUUUUUUUACAAUCUUUAAUACGUUUUGAAUUUUUUAAUUAUUUUAACUUUUUAAAAAUGUCUCAGAUUUUUAUGAUUGUUUGCAAAUAAGAUAAGUAAACUUUUUCACCAGUCUGA
This is a messenger RNA of Notolabrus celidotus (New Zealand spotty), 2450 nucleotides long. It is a transcript of the gene idua, whose product is annotated as alpha-L-iduronidase. The record is from RefSeq and is a predicted model, not a curated record. The transcript has 14 exons. The coding region runs from base 236 to 2137 and encodes 633 amino acids. Lineage: Eukaryota; Metazoa; Chordata; Actinopteri; Labriformes; Labridae. Gene Ontology annotation, molecular function: L-iduronidase activity; protein binding. Gene Ontology annotation, biological process: carbohydrate metabolic process.